Messenger RNA from Nymphaea colorata (pocket water lily), 1552 nucleotides. RefSeq names its product flagellar radial spoke protein 5. The record is from RefSeq and is a predicted model, not a curated record. Lineage: Eukaryota; Viridiplantae; Streptophyta; Magnoliopsida; Nymphaeales; Nymphaeaceae. The transcript is spliced from 9 exons. Bases 143 to 1291 code for a protein of 382 amino acids.
AUUUGUCUUAAGUCGCCAUCGCCUUGCCCUCAUUUUUGCCCAAGCGAAGGAAACGCAGCGGAUAAGGGGUUCGAACCACAGUGGGCAGUGGGCACCUUAUCGAUUCACCGUCGCCAUUGGCCCGCUUCCUUCCUCCCCACACAUGGCGGCAAACCUCAGCAGCGGCCAUUUUCUUCUCGAAUCGCCCCUCCAAACCAGAAAAACCGGAGUUCGGAGACCCACCAUGGUGGCGAAACCGUGCCGAUGCGAGGCGGUGCGUACCGAAGGCGGUCUGGCGACGGUCAAGAACGGUGACGACUCGCUGGUGAUAUGCAGGGUGCUUAACGGAAUGUGGCAGACAAGCGGAGGGUGGGGGAGGAUCGACAGGGAUGGAGCAGUCGACGCCAUGCUCCGGUAUGCUGAUGCAGGGCUCACCACCUUCGAUAUGGCCGACCAUUAUGGACCUGCAGAGGAUCUGUACGGUAUGUUCAUUAACAGGGUUCGGCGGGAGAGGCCAGCAGAGUUGCUCAAUGAGGUGAAGGGCCUGACCAAGUGGGUACCUCCUCCUGUUAAAAUGACUAGCAGCUACGUUCGAGAUAGCAUCAAUGUUUCUAGAAAGAGAAUGGAUGUCGCCUGUCUCGACAUGCUCCAGUUUCACUGGUGGGAUUACUCAAAUUCUGGAUAUCUUGACGCAUUGAGGCAUCUAACAGAUCUGAAAGAAGAAGGAAAAAUUAAGACUGUAGCGUUGACAAACUUUGAUACAGAAAGGUUGCAUAUAAUCCUUGAAAAUGGUAUCCCGAUUGUUAGCAACCAGGUACAACAUUCUGUUGUUGAUUUGCGUCCUCAACAGAGAAUGGCCGAGCUUUGUCAGCUUACGGGAGUUAAAUUGAUAACAUAUGGGACUGUUAUGGGGGGCCUUUUGUCUGAAAAGUUUCUCGACGCCAACAUAUCAAUUCCUUUUGCAGCUCCACCAUUAAACACUCCUUCCCUCCAGAAAUAUAAAAGGAUGGUAGAUGCAUGGGGAGGGUGGAGCCUUUUCCAGGUUUUGCUUCAGACGUUGAAGAAAGUGGCCUCGAAACAUGGGGUUUCAAUUCCAACAGUUGCUGUUAGAUACAUAUUAGACCAGCCCUCAGUUGCAGGAUCCAUGAUCGGUGUAAGGCUCGGUCUGUCUCAGCAUAUAGAAGAUUCCCUCGCCAUAUUUUCUCUGGAGCUAGAUGAAGAGGAUAAAAGCAGUAUAGAUUCAGUGUCAAAACAAGGAAGGGAUCUACUCCAAAUUAUUGGCGACUGCGGUGAUGAGUAUAGACGUGCAUAGGUGCCAAAAAAGUACUUCGAUCAGAAGAUUGGUCUUCUGUGUCGUUGUUGCUACUCUCUUGGUCAUCUGUACUGUGGCUGCUAAACUAAUCCGCCUCCAAUCGUUUGUGCUUAUUGGCCCCGUCCACCUGAAUAUGAAGAAAAGAUCAGACAUAUUCCUGCAUCCACAUGCCUGACAAGACUUUGAAGUCAGAGUGUUUGUGAUGGGUCAUUGCCCAAAAUUUGUUUCUGUCGGCAAUUAGGCGUUUCUUGAGCAACUUCA